Cordyceps militaris CM01 is the source of this 201-nucleotide messenger RNA. Its product is annotated as Gurmarin-like inhibitors/Antifungal toxin. The coding region runs from base 1 to 201 and encodes 66 amino acids. Lineage: Eukaryota; Fungi; Ascomycota; Sordariomycetes; Hypocreales; Cordycipitaceae. The transcript is spliced from 2 exons. The record is from RefSeq and is a predicted model, not a curated record.
AUGAAGGUCCUCGCCCUUGCCCUCGUCCUCGCCAUGGCCUUGGUCAGCGUUGGCGCCGUGGCUAUUGAGCCCCAGGCUGACAUUGAAGCGCGCUGCCUCGCCAACGGCAAAAGGUGCAGGGCCAACGGCUCCAUGGGCAUAUGUUGCAGCGGCUUCUGCCUCGCACAGGGCAACAGGGUUGGCGUGUGCAGGCAGAAAUAA